AAAAUGUCAACAAUAACAGAAAUUACUAGAACAACAAAAACUGGAAUUUCUCGAAAUGUUGAUUAUGUUGGUUUUGCCAAUUUCCCAAAUCAAGUGUUUCGACGAUGCAUUAAAAAUGGAUUUGAAUUUACUUUAAUGGUUGUUGGCCAAUCAGGUUUGGGCAAGUCUACUUUCUUGAACACACUUUUUAUGGCCGAGUUGCACAAUUUGAAGAAGGAUAAGCCUAUUGAAAGCAAAUCUACAGUGAAAAUUGAAAGUAAAACAUUUAAACUUGCAGAGAAUGAUGUUCGUUGGGAACCAAUAGUUAAAUAUAUCGAUGACCGUUUUGCCGAUUAUUUGGCAGAAGAAACAAAAAUUGACAGAUCGCCACAAAUUGAAGACAAACGCGUUCAUUUGUGUGUUUAUUUUAUUCCGCCUACUGGACAUGGCCUUAAACAAUUGGAUAUUGCAUUUAUGCAAGCAUUACAAGAACGUGUAAAUAUUAUUCCAGUUAUUGCAAAAGCAGAUACUCUUUUGCCUUCAGAACUUGGACGUUUUAAACAGAAUAUAAUGGAUGAUAUGAGAAAAAACAACAUUUCCCUCUAUAAAUUUCCUGAAAAUAUGGAACAACAACAGCCACCUCCCCAACAACCUCCACACCAACAACAGCCUCUUAUAAACGGAACAACGACCAACGAUUUUUUAACUAAUGGAAAACCUCAUCAAAAUGGCAACAAUAAUUCUGCCUCUUCAGACCUGUCCAAACGACUUCCUUUUGCUAUUGUCGGUUCAACCCACAUUAAAGAAAUUUUGGUUGGAGGGGAACAACGUGCUACUAAACACAGAGUUAGGGUUAGAGAAUACCCUUGGGGAACAGUUGAAGUGGAUAAUUUGGCACACAAUGAUUUUAUGGCUUUGAGGGAUAUGAUAAUCAAAAAUAAUUUGAUUGACUUAAUUGAUGUAACCAAAUGUGUUCAUUAUGAAAAUUAUCGAAAACGCAAUUUGCCCCAAAACAAAUUUGAAGAAGAAGAUCCUUUUACUCAAUUAGAAAAGGAAACAACAACAAGAUUGGCUGAAGCAGAAGAUACACGUCAAAAACGGGAAGCUUUAUUUAAUGAGGGUGUUGCUGAACGUGAACAACGAUUGGUGAAGAAAGCAUUGGCGGUGAGGGAAAGAAAGAAAUUUUUUGUUAUUUAG
Molecule: messenger RNA, 1176 nt
Organism: Meloidogyne enterolobii
Lineage: Eukaryota; Metazoa; Nematoda; Chromadorea; Rhabditida; Meloidogynidae
Source: the annotation of a GenBank genome assembly